Molecule: messenger RNA, 522 nt
Organism: Danio aesculapii
Lineage: Eukaryota; Metazoa; Chordata; Actinopteri; Cypriniformes; Danionidae
Gene: lim2.5
Product: lens intrinsic membrane protein 2.5
Exons: 4
Coding region: 1-522 (173 amino acids)
Cellular component (GO): plasma membrane
Molecular function (GO): structural constituent of eye lens
Source: RefSeq, a predicted model, not a curated record
AUGUACAGCUUCAUGGGAGGGGGUUUGUUUUGUGCCAUCGUGGGCAACAUCCUGCUGGUUGUUUCCACUGCCACCGACUACUGGAUGCAGUACAGACUGUCGGGCAGCUUCGCUCACCAGGGCCUGUGGAGAUACUGCAUGUCUGGCAAAUGCUACACACAGACUGACAGCAUCGCAUACUGGAACGCGACGCGGGCCUUCAUGAUCCUGUCAGCCAUGUCAUGUUUUGCCGGAAUAAUCGCAGGAAUCCUCUCCUUCGCUCACUUCUCCGCCUUCGAGAGAUUCAACCGUUCCUUUGCAGCAGGAAUCAUGUUUUUCAUUUCCACUCUAUUUGUUCUGCUGGCGAUGGCCAUUUACACCGGCGUAACCGUCAACUUCCUGGGAAAGCGUUUCGGAGACUGGAGAUUCUCCUGGUCCUACAUUCUGGGCUGGGUCGCUCUGCUCAUGACCUUUUUUUCAGGUAUAUUUUACAUGUGUGCCUACAGGAUGCAUGAAUGCAGAAGAGUGGCCGGCACUCGCUAA